UUCAUGGAGUAGUUGUGCACUUUCUCGUGUUUUAGUGGGCUAACUUUUUCUUCAUUGUUGCCAAAUGCAAUCCAAACUCUUCAGUAUAUUAAAUACUUGUGAAACACCUCACAUUCCAGACUUUAGUCUUUGUUUUGCUUCUUCAAAUUUCCAAUGACUCACGAAGAUUUAGAGAGAGGGACACUCAUGACUUCGUCAAAGCAAAAUCAAAAUUCUAACCUUCUUGAUCCAUCGUCAUCACAAUCGGCAUCACCGUCUGCUACAUCUGCUCCAGCACUGGUACUUACAGCUUCCGGAAAACGGAUGGAUCAGGCUGGAAAGAAGAAAUACGUGAAGCAAGUGACAGGCAAGCAUAAUGACACCGAGCUGCAUUUAGCAUCCCAACGAGGCGAUCUGGCAUCUGUGAAGCGUAUUCUUGACGAAAUCAAUUCACAAAUGGUGGGAACUUUAAGCGGAGCUGAUUUUGAUGCUGAGGUGGCCAAAAUCCGAGCAUCCGUGGUGAAUGAAGUGAACGAAUUGGGAGAAACCGCACUGUAUACAGCUGCUGAAAAAGGGCAUCUUGAGGUUGUGAAAGAACUUUUGAAGUAUUCUGAUAAAGAAACGCUUACAAGAAGAAGCCGUUUGGAAUUCGAUCCUUUGCAUAUAGCCGCCAGUCAAGGACACCAUGAGAUAGUCAAACUACUACUUGACCAUGAUGUAUCCCUAUGCCAAACGAGAUCACAAGGAAACGCAACUCCACUUAUUACUGCAGCUUCAAAAGGACACACUACAGUUGUUGAGGAGCUACUUUCAAAGGAUCCAAGCUUGUUAGAUAUUCCCAGAUCCAACGGUAAAAACGCGUUGCAUCUGGCAGCCAGAUCGGGGCAUGUCGAGACUGUGAAAAGUCUGCUUGCAAAAGACCCGCAACUGGCUCGAAGGACCGACAAAAAGGGUCAAACUGCGUUACAUAUGGCUGUAAAAGGGGCUAGCAGCGAGGUGGUUAAGUUGCUGCUUGAGGCUGAUGCUGCGAUUGUAAUGCUGCCGGAUAAGUCCGGUUUUACUGCUUUGCAUGUUGCCACAAGAAAAAAGAGAGCAGAGAUUGUAAACGAGCUGCUUUGUCUCCCUGAUACGAACGUCAACGCGCUAACCCGAGAGCACAAAACCGCACUCGACAUAGCCGAAGGGCUUUCUCUAUCAGAAGAAUCAACCGACAUACGAGCCUGUCUGGUCCGCCGUGGUGCUGUUCGAGCUAACGAACUGAACCAACCACGAGACGAGUUAAGAAACACUGUGACACAGAUCAAAAACGACGUCCACAUCCAGCUCUUACAAACCAAAAAAACAAACAAAAACGUUCACGGAAUUGCCAAAGAGCUAAGAAAACUCCACCGCGAGGGAAUCAACAAUGCCACCAACUCCGUCACUGUGGUAGCAGUGCUGUUCGCAACGGUGGCCUUUGCGGCCAUUUUCACGGUCCCCGGUGGGGACAACGAUCAUGGGAUGGCGGUGGUCGUCCACCGGACUUCAUUCAAAAUCUUCUUUAUCUUCAACGCGAUCGCUCUUUUUACGUCAUUAGCCGUAGUGGUGGUUCAGAUAACGUUGGUUCGAGGUGAGACGAAAGCUGAGAGAAAAGUGGUUGAGGUUAUUAACAAGUUAAUGUGGUUAGCUUCCGUGUGCACUUCGGUGGCUUUCAUGGCGUCGUCGUAUAUAGUGGUCGGGCGGAAGUACGAGUGGGCUGCAAUUUUGAUUACAGUGGUUGGCGGGGUUAUAAUGGUGGGCGUGCUUGGAACGAUGACGUAUUAUGUGGUUAAGUCGAAGAAAACGCGGUCGAUGAGAAGGAGGGAGAAGAUUGCGAAAAGUGGGACGAAUUCGUGGAUGGCAUCCGAGUUUUCUAACUCGGAUGUCGAACGAAUUUAUGCUAUUUGAUUCAUCAGAAAGAAAAACUUAUUCAACAGUGUAAUGUUGUUUAUAGUCAAAUGAGUAAAAUUGGAACAAGUUUCGGUUGUAACUUGAUUUGGCAAUGUCAAGAGCAUUCUUUUGUAGGAGCAGUUCAAAUGUUAAAAAGAUAUUUCAUGAUGUUUGAUAAUACAGUGUACAUUGUUUAUGAUUUUACAAAGUUAUAAUAAUUGGAAAUUUGUUA
Messenger RNA from Helianthus annuus (common sunflower), 2119 nucleotides. Its product is annotated as ankyrin repeat-containing protein ITN1-like. Gene Ontology annotation, cellular component: plasma membrane. Gene Ontology annotation, molecular function: protein phosphatase regulator activity; protein phosphatase 1 binding. The record is from RefSeq and is a predicted model, not a curated record. Lineage: Eukaryota; Viridiplantae; Streptophyta; Magnoliopsida; Asterales; Asteraceae. Bases 154 to 1905 code for a protein of 583 amino acids. The transcript has 4 exons.